Molecule: messenger RNA, 1730 nt
Organism: Bactrocera tryoni
Lineage: Eukaryota; Metazoa; Arthropoda; Insecta; Diptera; Tephritidae
Exons: 2
Coding region: 1077-1730 (217 amino acids)
Cellular component (GO): nucleus
Source: RefSeq, a predicted model, not a curated record
UAAUUACAAUAUAGUAUACUAUUGACAAAUUAAGUACGAAUACAUUUAUUAAAUUCUCUUUGCCAGACCACAAUACAUUGGCGAGUGUAAAUGUGCUUAUUAGCUUACCAGUUGUUUAAUUUUUCAACAGUCUUAUUGAGCACCGUCGUCAUUGCAGUGAGAGCUUGGGUCAACAAUACCCUUGUAGCCUUCUCGUUUUGCUCCGCGGCCUGUUUUUGCUCAUAUCUUCUUUCCCGCGCCAUUUGCAAAAUUCCUCAUUUCGCUCUACAAUCUGUUGCUGUAGAGCAAUGGCUUGCUCCUCCCGUCUGUCCUGUGCCUUUUUUUCAGCAAAGCUCCAAGCACUUUUGGUGCUGUUGAUCUGGCGGCUUCAGUGAGUUAACGACUGUUUGUGGAAACAUCAUAUGGGUUUAUGAAAAAUCACACAGAAAAUCGCGAGGGCGCGAUUCAAUUAUUAGAGAUUCGGAAUCAAUCAGUUAUUCAGUUACAGUUACUCUAAAGACUGUACCGAAAAGAAACUGCACACUUUAUAUUGCAUAUUUCUCAUGAAGUAGUCAUUUGACCAAAUUACGGUAACUUACCGCCGGUAAGUAUCCUUAUACCCGAGACAGACAUGUAGUAACAAUACCAUAGUAAAGGUAUCAUGGUAUUCUGUUAAUUACGUUGGUGACACACACGGCAAUGUAGUAAACUGAAAUACUCGGCCCUGUCGUAGAAUCCGAUUUUCUCGGUAUCGCAUUUCAAUCCGACAGUUUUUUUCGAAAGGUGUCGCACAAUCCGAUCUUAUCGAUUUUCAUGUUCGAAACGCAUUUUUAUAGGUUUAAGGUGUCGCGAAUUCCGGGUUUGUAGGUUUUCUUAUCGGAAACAAAACGGUCAGACGAUCGCUAACGUUUUUAUUUUAUGUGCCAUAUUUACACGCUGUAGCUACCAUUUCUUAUAAAAUGUAAGUACAUACAUAUAUUUUGUCCAAAGUGUAAAAUGUAAUUCACAUUUGAAUAUUAACAUACCAUUGAUACUAUUUCAACAUUUCCAGGGGAAAACAUAAAAAUAGAGGACAAAAUGAUGUACUGUUGCAGUUUAUGGAGAAGUAUCCCGACAUCGCCAGAGGGUUUACCAAACGAGAAAAGGCGCUUGUGGACUCCCUUUGGCAACAAUUAGCAGAGUCGCUUAACAGCGCAGGCCCGCCAAUAAAGGAUGUGAACGGUUGGAAGAAGAUAUGGACGGACUGGAAAAGCGAAGUGAAAAAGAAGUUGGCGCAGAAUAAAAUCGAAGCCCGAGCCACUGGUGGAGGACCAUUUUCUAAGUAUACAUUGAACCAAACGGAGGAAACCAUUGUACGCAUUUGUGGAAUGGCUCAGAGUGUUGGAGGGAUUUCGGGACUAUCAUUUGGUCUCGAGGAAGAAUAUUUAAUUUCAAGCGAUGACGAUAUCCCUUCAACUUCUGCGAAACGUCCUCGUCUUGACACCUCUAUCGCUCAAAAACCUACGCCAAAAGAAACAACAAAUGAGCGGCUAAAAAAGUUUAUUGAGUACGACAAAGAAUGGAAGCAGGAUAUAUCUAACAAAAUGGAUGCUAUCCUCGAAUUUCAAAAAAUUGGGAGGGAGACAGACAAGGCUUUAGUUAGCGCGGUUAAUAACCUAACACAGGAAUUCAAAAAAUUCAGCAAAAAAAUGCUUGAAGUAUUACGCAAACAUGAGGAGGAGGAGUAUGAUCCCUUGGAAGAGUAUGGCUGA